This is a messenger RNA of Melospiza georgiana, 2430 nucleotides long. RefSeq names its product angiotensin converting enzyme 2 (gene ACE2). The record is from RefSeq and is a predicted model, not a curated record. The coding region runs from base 1 to 2430 and encodes 809 amino acids. The transcript has 18 exons. Gene Ontology annotation, cellular component: plasma membrane. Gene Ontology annotation, biological process: proteolysis. Gene Ontology annotation, molecular function: metallopeptidase activity; peptidyl-dipeptidase activity. Lineage: Eukaryota; Metazoa; Chordata; Aves; Passeriformes; Passerellidae.
AUGUUGGUUCACUUCUGGCUUCUUUGCAGCCUGAGUGCUGUUGUGACCCCUCAGGAUGUCACACAACAAGCCCAAACGUUUUUAGUAGAGUUUAACAGGAGGGCAGAAGAUAUCAGCUAUGAGAACUCCAUUGCCUCAUGGAACUACAACACCAACAUCACUGAGGAGAAUGCCAAUAAAAUGAGCGAGGCGGGCGCCAGGUGGGCCGCGUUUUACGACGAGGCCUCCAGGAAUGCCAGCAAAUUCCCAGUGGACAGCAUCACGGAUGAACUCACCAAGCUCCAGAUCCAGAUUCUCCAGGAAAAAGGAUCAUCUGUGCUAUCACCAGAAAAGUAUAACAGACUGGGCACUGUGCUCAAUACAAUGAGUACCAUCUACAGCACUGGGACCGUCUGUAAAAUCAACAAUCCAUCGGAGUGCUUGGUGCUGGAGCCAGGUCUGGAUGCUAUUAUGGCUGACAGCACUGAUUAUAAUGAGAGACUGUGGGCCUGGGAAGGCUGGAGAGCUGAUGUUGGCAAAAUGAUGAGACCAUUAUAUGAAGAGUAUGUUGAACUUGAAAAUGAGGUUGCAAGGCUUAAUGGUUAUUCUGACUACGGAGACUACUGGAGAGCAAAUUAUGAAGCAACGUCUCCAGAAAAUUACAAAUACAGCCGUGACCAGCUGAUUGAAGAUGUGGAGAAGACAUUUGAGCAGAUAAAACCUCUGUAUGAGCAGCUGCAUGCCUAUGUGAGAUACAAGCUGGAGCAAGUGUAUGGCCCUGAGCACAUCAGCUCCACUGGAGGCCUGCCUGCUCACUUGCUGGGUGAUAUGUGGGGUAGAUUCUGGACAAAUCUGUAUGCCUUGACUGUUCCCUAUCCAGCCAAACCAAACAUCGAUGUAACUUCUGCAAUGGUUGAAAAGAAAUGGGAUGAAAUUAAAAUAUUCAAAUCUGCUGAGGCCUUCUUUGUUUCCAUUGGCCUUCAUAGCAUGACUGAGGGCUUCUGGAAUAACUCCAUGCUCAUAGAGCCGACCGAUGGCAGGAAGGUUGUUUGCCAUCCUACAGCAUGGGACCUGGGCAAAAACGAUUACAGGAUCAAGAUGUGCACCAAAGUGACCAUGGAUGACUUCCUGACAGCACACCACGAGAUGGGGCACAUCGAGUACGAUAUGUCCUACGCAGUGCAGCCCUACCUGCUGAGGAGCGGGGCCAACGAGGGCUUCCACGAAGCUGUGGGGGAAAUUAUGUCACUCUCUGCAGCCACGCCCCAGCACCUGAAAUCCCUUGAUCUGCUAGAGCCAACUUUCCAAGAUGAUGAAGAAACUGAAAUCAACUUUCUGCUCAAACAAGCACUAACCAUUGUUGGAACAAUGCCUUUUACUUACAUGCUGGAGAAGUGGAGGUGGAUGGUGUUUCGGGGUGAGAUUACAAAGCAGGAAUGGACCAAACGGUGGUGGGAGAUGAAGAGAGCCAUAGUUGGUGUUGUGGAGCCAGUCCCUCACGAUGAAACCUACUGCGACCCUGCCGCGCUGUUUCACGUGGCCAAUGACUACUCCUUCAUAAGGUAUUACACCCGCACCAUCUAUCAGUUCCAGUUUCAGGAGGCACUUUGCAAGGCAGCCAACCAUGUUGGCCCUCUUCACAAAUGUGACAUUACCAACUCCACUGCAGCUGGGCAGAAGCUCAGAGAAUUGCUGGAAUUGGGGAGAUCCAAGCCCUGGACUCAAGCACUGGAAAGUAUAACAGGAGAGAAAUACAUGAAUGCAGCCCCCCUGCUCCACUACUUUGAACCUUUAUAUGAGUGGCUGAAAAAAAACAAUUCUGGAAGAUUCAUUGGCUGGAAAACAGACUGGACACCAUAUUCCAGCAAUGCCAUCAAAGUGCGCAUCAGCCUGAAGUCAGCUCUGGGGGACAAGGCGUAUGAAUGGGAUGAAAGCGAGCUCUUCUUGUUCAAGUCAUCUGUUGCCUAUGCCAUGAGGAAAUACUUUGCAGAGAAGAAGAAGCAGAAAGUUGCCUUCGACGUUACAGACAUUCAUGUUGGGGAAUUGACAAAAAGGAUCUCCUUCUACAUUACUGUCAGCAUGCCAGGUAAUAUCAGUGAUAUUGUGCCCAAAGCUGACGUGGAAGGUGCCAUCAGUUUGUCUCGAGGACGAAUGAACGAGGCUUUCAGACUCGAUGACAGUACCCUGGAGUUUGUGGGAAUCCUUCCAACCCUGGCUGCCCCUUAUGAACCACCAGUAACCAUCUGGUUAAUUGUAUUUGGGGUGGUCAUUGGUCUGGUUGUCGUUGGAGCUAUUGCCUUGAUCGUCACUGGGCUGAGAGAUCGCAAAAAGAGAGCAAGAGAAAGCAGAGGGGAAGCAGGAUCAAAUCAUGAAGAGAUGAACCCUUAUGCUGAAGAGGGAAAAAGAAACCUGGGCUUUGAGCCAGCUGAAGAGACACAAACAUCAUUUUAA